Ctenocephalides felis (cat flea) is the source of this 5122-nucleotide messenger RNA. RefSeq lists its product as uncharacterized. Gene Ontology annotation, molecular function: guanyl-nucleotide exchange factor activity. The coding region runs from base 651 to 4988 and encodes 1445 amino acids. Gene Ontology annotation, cellular component: endocytic vesicle; axon; plasma membrane. Gene Ontology annotation, biological process: endothelial cell migration; Rho protein signal transduction. The transcript is spliced from 24 exons. Lineage: Eukaryota; Metazoa; Arthropoda; Insecta; Siphonaptera; Pulicidae. The record is from RefSeq and is a predicted model, not a curated record.
GCCGUAUGCACGUCAGGUCGGUAGGCAGGAAUAAAAACAUAAACACUGGCAAAUUGAAACGUACAUUUGCUACAUUUGUCAUUAUGUAAUCGAGCCAGUGCGAUCGCACGGCCGUACGGGUCUGCAGCAUUCACGAUCAGUCAUUGAUGAGGUGUCGUAUUGUGUUUUGCUGUAAUAUAUGCGAAGCGUUCUUUACGCCGCCGUCAUGAUUAUUGCGAAGUGAUUUCGCUGAGUGUACCGCCGCCGUACGCACGGCCGCGGGCCGGUGUGCCUCUGGACACGCUAAGUGCGCCGAUCAUCUCCGCCGGUUACCUGGUAAUAGUAAUAACAAUUUUUACGCAGAACUCGAUAACGAAUUGAAGUGGGUUAUUAAGUGAUUUAUUAGUGUGUGCAGUGUUGAAAUUGAAUACAAGUUUCUUAUGCUAAAGUGCAGUUUUAAUGUUAAUGUGUGUUCAAUCUGUGGGUAAAUUAUGGUACCGGUAACUGCUCUAUUCAUUUUAUAUAAACAUUUUAAUCAAAGCCAAAAACGGCACAAUUUUAAAGCUUUUAAAUGACAGCUUAAAAACUAAAUUUUAUAUUGAAAUGACCUUUAUCGUAAACAAAUACCAAGUUACUGAUUUUCCGUACAUGCUUUUCUCAAACAACUCACAAUGCAUCGGGGCAGUACGAAAAAGUCAAAAAAGAUUAAAGAGAAAAUUAAAGAAAAAGUGGAUGGUGUGAAUGUCCCACAUACAAUAACGGUUGAUAAUAAUAAAAACCAUAAAAUCAAAAUAGGCGAUGGACAUGAUAAGAAGAAGCGAGUCAAUGGCAAAGUCGAGACGAAAAAAACUGAUAAACAAGUUAGACGUUCUUCUAUACCAAGCAACGGUACUAAGGAUGUCGUUUUGGAAAAACCGCCGUCGCCAGUUAGAAUCAAGGUUAAAAAGCGUAGGGAUGCCAAUGUCAUCGACGGGCUUUCGAAGAUCGAAGCUAAACAUAAGAAAGCAAAACCUACGCCGGUUGAGAGCAAACCUGCUCCACCACCACCUCCUCCACGGUUGGAAAGAAGUGCCAGUGCGGCUAGUUUUCUCUAUCGAAGUCGCAGAAAAAAUCCAAAUACAAUCAGAGAAGACUUGGAAACUAUACCAGAUGAAGAUGGACUUCCCGACUCGCCAUUAACUAGGAAACCAUCGUUUUCUAGACAUUUAGAAAAAAUUGCCACAUCUUUGGAUACAAUAAAAAAUGGAUUAAGACGAACAUUGAGUUUUAACCGAGAUUUGCAAUCUAAACGACCACCAUCUUCGACUAACUCUGUAGCUUCAUCCAGGCUCAGUUGCAGAUGGUCAGCAUCCUUACAGUCGCUUCAGGAAAUUGACACUCAUGUAUCUUACAACGACUUGAGCUUCGUUAAUUACGACGCUUUAAAUGAAUUAGAUCCUAAACCCAAACCAUCAAAAAAGCAACAUUCUCUGUGCAGAUUUUGUAGUGAUAGAAUUGAACGUUUUAGACAUAGUGACGGAGUUGGAUUGGUGCUUAAACCUUGUGUUUGUGGUAGAAGUGGGUGUAUUAAUUCCAUACAGCAUGAUCCUAUGUGGGUGACGAAAAUUGAUCCUGAUGCACUAUUUUGCUGUUGUGCAAUGCAACCGCCGCAUUUUCUUCGAAGUAACAGCUUGCACGUGCAGAGAUCGAAAAAUGUACUACCUCAUGAUCGCAAUCAGAUCAGAUAUGGGGCCAUAAACCAAAGAUUAAAAUCAAAUUUUCCCGUAAAAUAUGCCAACAACUGUGAAGAAAACGUAACACAGGAGACUAAACAAAUUGAAAACGAUGUUUUGGAACAAGACGAGAACUCCAAUGGUGUUGAUCAAGUCCGAUCCAGAAGCCUUACUCACUUAGACAGCUUGGAUCCUGCAAUGUUGGUUAAACAGGCUUCGACAACUGGUGGAACACCUAAGUUAAACGGCGACACGGCAUUGAAAGAUAGCCGUUCGGAGCCGGAUUGCGCAGCGGGUCUGAACGAGCAGCGACUGUUGUACGUGCCGGAUAGUAGCGGCUGUCACAGCCGAACGUCCCCUGAUCGAAGCGGCGGACUGCCAGCAUCUCCCGCUGGUAAUUACUACCAGCCACCCAGCCAGCGCAGGCAGAAACUCGCCAGAAGCCAGGUAUCCAGCUCCGAGUACUUCACAGUGUCGUUCGAAGUGGGCGACUUUGGAUCCACCGUCGGCCUGAAUCAAUCCCGCGAAGAGUUCGUGCCGGCCGUCAAAGGAGUCACGUUAUUUGAUUCAUUAUCCUUGGCCUGCGAGAGGUACAGUAUCGACCUGAACCAAUGUGUGGUGUUAGAAGGUCCCGUAUCAGCAGCGUCUUAUUCGCUUCCAUUCAACACUGAUACUGAUUGGCUGGCAGGAAAACAUCUUAGGAUAGUUCCAAAGGAAGUCUUCAAGAAAUCACCGAACCAGAAUCAUGUGCCUUUACACAAGACCUUCUCUGCGAACUACCGAGGCAGACAUAGCAAGUUCUUCAGUGCAAGUACAGAAGAUCCAUCUUUACUUGAAGCAGAACGUGGAAAGGGCAGGCAAAGAUGGUCAGGGUUUUUCACAAAUAAUAAGGAUACGAAAAUUGAACAAUUGACAGAGAUAUUGAAUGGUUUUGCACGAAGUGGGGUACCGGGUUCGCCGAAUGAACCGAUUAAAUCUAUUCCUAGUGAACCUGAAACAGCUUUGUCUACACUGGAGGAGCAUUGGCAAGAUUUUGUCGACAGUACUGGUAUGUCCGAAUCAGAGAAGCAAUUCCAGACCGCUUUGUGGGAACUUCUAACGACCGAAGCAGCCUACAUAAAAACGUUACGGGUGGUGACUGAUCUCUUCCUUGCUUGCCUCGAAAAUCUCCAACAGACCGGUAUCUUAACAGAUAUCGAUAAAGGCAAAUUGUUCUCGAAUGUCCAGGAGAUAUAUGCAUGCAAUUUGGACUUCUGGUCAUCAUAUCUGUAUCCCAUGCUAAAACAAGCCAGAGAAACGCGAUCAGCAAUGCGAUGCGAAUACUUCUUGGAUGGAUUUCUUAGAUUUGACGAGGUCUUUAGGCCGUAUGAACGUUUUUGCGCGGAGCAGAGCAUUUGUCAACAUUAUUGUCGUGAAGUAAACGCUCAGAAUGAGCUGUUUACUGUCUACUUGGCCUGGUGUGAAACGCAGAAGGAAUGCAAUAGGUUAAGGCUAGCUGAUAUUUUGGUUCGACCAAUGCAAAGGUUUACCAAAUACAGCCUUUUAUUGCAAGCUGCAAGAAAACAUGCAACAGAUCAACGAGAUUGGGAAGGAUUAGAUGCAACGGUGCGUGCUGUGGAUGAGUUUGUUGCAAAAGUGAAUGCUCGGUUGCGACAAAGGCAAGAGAAUGAAAGACUCAAUGGUAUUAUGGCCAGAAUAGAUUCUUAUGAAGCAGUGGAAAGCAAAGAUGAAGAUUUAGAACGUCUAGUCAAAAAAUAUAGUAAUCUAGAUCUUAGUGUACCUAUGGCCGGCUGCUCAGCAAGCAGGCAGAGGCAUUUAUUAAUGGAGGGCGAUUUGAAAUUUCGUGAUCACGCAGGAAAGAUUGACGCUCAUUGUUUUCUGUUGACUGAUAUGUUCCUAGUCUGUAAGCCUUCAACCAAACGUUCUGGUGCCAGUAUGAAAAUUGUGCGACAACCAUACCUAAGUGACCGACUGCAUGUGAAGGAAUUGACCAGAGAUUCGCCAACGAUCGCAUGUGUAUAUCUAAAUGAAUAUGGAAUGGCUGUUGCCGCUUUUACUCUUCAAUGUGCUGAAGCCAAAGUUCUGAAAAGUUGGUCCGAUUGCCUAAAGAAAGCUAGUCACCUCUACACCCAAUGCAAGCAGCAGCACCCCUGGCAAUCUCAGCACGCGCCUCAGCAGGGCGGUCAAUACGCUCACAUAUCAGAACAAUGGGGAGGUAGUAAUGAAUUCGCGACUGAUUUAUCGCUGAGCUGCGAUUUGGACUACGACAGUCACGCCGGACCUUGUCUAGCGGGCGCCGGAGUGCCGACAUCGCAAGCGGGCACCGGGGGCGUAGGACAGCUGACCGGGCGGUCGCCGCUGGCGGGCAGUUCGAGGGGAAGCAGAGUUUCUAGUCUUGCUCAUAGUCAUAGUGGUUCAGUGGAAAUGAACGAGAGCAUGUCCAGUCUGAAUCCUACAAGUAGAAAUGUUUCAAUAGAACAAGAUCUACGAACCACGUCUUUGUCGAGUGAUGAAGGAAUCCCACCGCUCAGCCAUGAACAUUCGCCGAAAGAGGCUGCAAAACCUUCAUGCGCCUUAGCUAAAUCGCCAACGGUAAAAAGGCCUGGCAAUAAGGUGCCGACACCAAAUACGCUCUCUGUACAACCAUUCAGUAGCCUAGGACAGAGUCUUCCUAAUCUCACAAUUAACUCUGGUGCAUUAUCGAUACAACCGUUGGUAUCGCCACAUACCUUACGUGUUCCGCCCGGAGCACCAUCGGGGAGUGCUAAUCUUUUAUCGCCCCAUCACAGAGGAACUUCUUAUCCACCACCAUCUCCUACACGGGGAAGUUUGAGGAGAGGUUUUGCGUUUUCCGCAACGCACAAGAAUCCGCCGCUGAUAAAAACGCGUCACAUCACCUCCCAGCAUUCGGUGCAGUCCAUUGGCACUCCGGCUACGUUACCAGCCUCGGGCCAUCAAAGUCUUCCGGCAACCGCUAGCAACACACCACAUUGGACUGCACCACAUUCCGGCAGCAGAGAACCACCGGUAGCGCCUACGAUCAACAAUUUUGUUACAGAUAACGUUGGCUGGGAUUCGCCUAUUCGAUGUUACACCACGGGUGAUUUACUUGGUUUAUUAAAAAAUGACAAUCGGAUACAUAGUGCUAUUAGGCGUUUCUCAAUUGACUUCGAAAAUUUGCUUCUGAUGGAAGCAUACGCACAAGAAAGCCAUCCGAUCGAAGAUGGCGAGAAGCUGGUCAAAUGUUUAUCAAACGAUCAGAAAUUUCUAUCGAAUGGACCAGGAGCGAAACAAUAGUUCUGCUCGUCCAGACUUCGGCCUAACUUUCUAGAAGGACACGGUCGGUACGGUAACGGAUAGUAAACAUUUAGGAAAUGAAAUAAUCUAUAUUAAAAUUAUAUAUUAAAUAUAUACAUUAUAUUUAUUCUUUU